AAAGAAGUGCUCCCAAGGAGAAUCGCAUCUCGGUUUAGUUGUAUAGUUUAUACUUCUGAAAUCUCUCUCUAUAUCUAUAACUCAUCACCACCAGAUCUAGACGUGAAAAAUUGAGUGUUGUAUUUAUGUGCCUCCCUGAGGGAGAGAGAGACAGCCAGAGCUCGAUGGCGCUGGAAGCCGUGGUUUUCCCUCAAGACUACCCAUUCGGCUAUGGCGCUGCCAAGGAUCUCUAUCCCCUCUGGCCCUUCCACGACGAUUUCAACCUUCACAAACAGGAAGACCACCACGACGGCUUUCUCAAUCUUCUUGACGACCAAACAGAAAAUUAUGGUUUCGGAGACUGGACUAAUAUUUGCUCUUCUGAACUGCAUCUCCCGAAUCGCGCGUCCUCCGACACCAGUAACAACCCGACGCCCUCGUCGGAAGCCCUUCAAGCGGAUUCCUCGAAUUCUCGUCCCAAGAGACGCAGGGCAAGGACCCGAAAGAACAAGGAGGAGAUCGAGAACCAGAGAAUGACGCACAUUGCAGUGGAGCGCAAUCGAAGAAAGCAGAUGAACGAGUACCUCUCUGUUCUUCGCUCUCUCAUGCCUGACUCCUACGUCCAAAGGGGCGAUCAGGCGUCUAUAAUAGGAGGGGCCAUCAAUUUUGUGAAGGAGCUGGAGCAGAGGCUGCAGUUUCUGGGGAGCCAGAAAUCUGAGAAGACGCCGUUCUCAGAGUUCUUCACGUUUCCGCAGUACUCGACGAGUCCGAGCGGGAGCGGGGAGAGUCCGAUGAUGACGGGGGGGGCACCGUCGGGGACGUGCAUCGCAGAUAUAGAGGUGACGAUGGUGGAGAGCCACGCGAAUCUGAAAAUAAGGUCAAGGAAGCGACCGAAGCAGCUGCUGAGGAUAGUGUCGGCGCUGUACAGCAUGCGUCUCACGAUCUUGCAUCUCAACGUGACCACAACCGCCGAUAUCGUGCUCUACUGCAUCAGCGUCAAGUUGGAAGAAGAAUGCAAGCUGGGAUCGGUGGAAGAGAUAGCAGGAGCAGUGUACAAAACGCUGGAGGGGAUGGAACAAGAGUGCGGGGUGCAGAAUCAAGACCCGACUGGUGUGGGGUAUACAUAAUUUUGUUAAAAGCUGGGGCGAACGAGUGAUGAAUCAAACAAGUGGGAGUUGAGUCUCAUGGGAGAGGGAGGCUGUAGGAAUGGGGCUGGAGGCAGACACAGAAAGCGAGGGUUGGUCAAUUCUGUUGUGCCUGCCUGCCUUCUUUUCAUGGUGGUAGGCCCUCAUCUUCGCUCUCUUCUUCAAUAAAUUCCACCUUCCAACCCCCCCACCCCUUUUUCUUCCCUCCACCAAAAUGUUCAUUCUCAUCAGCUUCUCCCUCUUCUCCUCGUGUGAAUUCCAAAUCACUCGCGAAAUAUAAUUUAACUUUUUUUAUGUUAUUUUAUAUUUUUAUUCAUGUGUAUUAUCAAUCACUGAUAAUAAGUUGAGGAUUUUCAAGUAUUAAAUUAUUUACUUUCUGAA
Messenger RNA from Prosopis cineraria, 1505 nucleotides. RefSeq names its product transcription factor bHLH96-like. NCBI's taxonomy places the organism in Eukaryota, Viridiplantae, Streptophyta, Magnoliopsida, Fabales, Fabaceae. Gene Ontology annotation, biological process: regulation of transcription by RNA polymerase II. The coding region runs from base 126 to 1106 and encodes 326 amino acids. The transcript has 3 exons. Gene Ontology annotation, molecular function: RNA polymerase II cis-regulatory region sequence-specific DNA binding; protein dimerization activity; DNA-binding transcription factor activity, RNA polymerase II-specific. The record is from RefSeq and is a predicted model, not a curated record.